CCGGGAUGCGGGAGCCCGGCCCGGGUAGAACCAGAACCAGGGCUGCUCGGUGACUCAACAGGCGGCCCGGAGGAUCGGCGGAACCAGAGCCAGCGAGAGAGAGAGGAAGGGAGAGAGAGAGAGAGAGAGAGAGAGAGAGAGAGAGCGGGGCGCAGAGGAGCUGCGAACCAUGGUAAUCACCAGCGGCGGCAGCAGCAGCAGCAGCAUCUCCAUCAGCUCCAGCGCGCCCUCCGCCGUCUCGUCUCCUCCCGACCCCCGGGGCUCCGGAGCCCCGCUCCGCCGCUCGCCAGCCAGCCAGCCGCCGCCGCCGCCGCCGCCGCCAUGCCUGAGCAGAGACACCGGGCGCGCUAUUUUUAGGCUCAUUAAUUUGGAGCACGUGGCCCCGAGGCGAACCGGAUGUCCGCUGCGCAAAGGUUCCUCGGCAGAAUGUCCUGCUGGACGCCGACCGCGGCGCUGCUCCUGGGCGUCCUGCUGGGAGCCGCGGCGGGGGCGCCAGCGCCGGACGCGGCUCCGCUGGACCGGCGCUGGGAGACGCUGUUCUCCCGCUCCGUGCUGUGGGUCUCCGGGGAGAAACCGGAGCUCAGCUGGGAGACUGACUACCUGCUGGGCAUCCAGCGGGUCCGGAGGCUCUACUGCAACGUGGGGAUCGGGUUCCACCUGCAGGUCCUCCCCGACGGCGGCAUCAGCGGGGCGCACAGCGAGGACCCGUACAGUCUGAUCCAAAUCUCCACGGUGGAGCGCGGCGUGGUGAGCCUGUUCGGGCUGCGCAGCGGGCGCUUCGUGGCCAUGAACAGCCGCGGCAGGCUGUACGGGACGACCGUCUUCCAUGAUGAGUGUAAGUUCAGGGAGAGUCUUCUGGCCAACAACUACAACGCCUACGAGUCUGCGGCGCACCGCGGCUGUUUCAUAGCGCUCAGCAAACAUGGCCGCGUCAAGAGGGGCAACAGGGCCACCACCGCCAUGACAGUCACCCACUUCUUGCCCCGGAUAUGAGGCAGGACACAGAGAGGGCAGAAAGCAGCAAUAACAAACUGAUUUGCACAUGUGGAUUAUUAUUAUUAUCCCAGGUGAGAAACACCUGGACAGGCCUGAAAACCUGGACCGGACUGCAGCAGGAGGAGCGGGUUGAUGUUUACUACCAGCUGUGCGACGCUUCAGCACCUUCAUCAUGAGGAAGAGGAGGGAGAGGACUUCCUCCUGGGGGUCGGUGGGUUACUUUAGGGACAGGCCUUCCUGUUCCAGUUUCCUUCCUGUUCCUGUUUCUGUGUCAGGAGGAGCUGAGCCCCCCCCCGCAUACCAGAAAUGCUGAUCUGGAGUCAGAAAUAGCAGCGACCCCGGCGUCAUGCCGCCCUGAGCCAGAGCCCAAUUCCUGGAGGGUCUGACGUUCCUGAGGAUCCACGACUGGGCUUUUAUUUUGAAGUGUUCAGGUUACUGACAACAGAUUAUUGAGGUUCUUCAUAAUUCAUCCUGAUUUAUUUAUUAUUACUAAUAAUGUUGUUGCUGUGGUAGCAGCAAAUGAUUAAUCCCAGAUUAUUAAUCCCGGAUUAUUAAUCCCAGGGUUUUCAGCUCAAUCUGCUGGUUUGGUUUUAAUAUUCACAUUUUUUCAUGCAGCAUAAUUUACUUGAAUUCAGAGCAGAAGGAGCCCAGCAGGGGGCGCUGCCCCUCCUGGCAGCUGUCCACCUCGCCGUGACCUUUGACCCCCAGCUCUGAACCUGUUUCUGCUGGUGCAAAAGUAUUCACUCCUCCACGUUUCUCCUGAUCCAUCAGGAAAACUCCAGAGUUCUGGUUCCGACCCGAUCGCUGGCUGUACCAAACGUUCAGUUCUGCUCUGAUUUCAACGACCUGAAACAUUUUGAUGGAGAAAACAAAAUCUGAAGGGGGUUGAAAACUUUUCCACAGCAUUCUGGCUGGUUACAGGAAGUGAUGUCACAAAGGGGUUUGGUAGCAGAGAGGAGUUCAGACCCGGUUCUGGUUCUGUUGUAGCAGUCGGUUCAGUAAACUGGAUCCGGUUCUUCCAGCCAGGUGAUGAGGACAGACUCCAGGUCGUCAUGGAGACGAUCCUGAAUGACCUUUAGGCCUGCGCAGACACAUGACCUGUAGCUUUUUAAACUUUAUCUCCAAAUGAAGGUGCAGCACUUUUCUAUUUAAUGUUCUUAUUUUCACUCACUGCAGGUUUCUGUGCAGGAGGUGAGGUGGUCGUUCUUCCUCCUAACUUUCUCUAAACAGCUGACAGCAGCUUCUGUCAGUUUGUUAUUCGCGGCUCAGAGGAAUCUGUCGGCAGCUUUGGGUUUGUUUCAGAGUGAAAGUCUGGAGAAAACUCAUGAGAAACAGAGAAAAAAAACAUCUUCAACCUCCAGAUGCAUCUGAGUGAGCCAGAGGUCAGCUGCCAGAUGGAGGUCAGCCAGAGGUCAGCUGCCAGAUGGAGGUCAGCCAGAGGUCAGUUGCCAGAUGGAGGUCAGCCAGAGGUCAGCUGCCAGAUGGAGGUCAGCCAGAGGUCAGUUGCCAGAUGGAGGUCAGCCAGAGGUCAGUUGCCAGAUGGAGGUCAGCCAGAGGUCAGCUGCCAGAUGGAGGUCAGCCAGAGGUCAGCCAGAGGUCAGCUGCCAGAUGGAGGUCAGCCAGAGGUCAGCUGCCAGAUGGAGGUCAGCUGGAGGUCAGCCAGAGGUCAGAGUUGUGUAUCUGGUCCAGCGGCAGCCUGUUUGUUUCAGCUUCCUGCGCUCAGCUCCUGGUUCUUCCUCCUGUUUUUAAUACCUCACCUUCUGCCUUAGUUCUGAUUGUUGAAAUGAUUGUAAAUUAGUUUGAAAACGGAUUUCUCCAGUUUCUGAAAUAUAAAUGAGAAAAAUACUAUAUAACAAAUAGUUUUCCUUUUAUUUUUGUACGUCUGUGCUGUGCACAGCAGUCACUUGUAUUCCUGUGAUGAAAAUAAAAAUUGUUUUGUAAAAUCUUU
Messenger RNA from Xiphophorus hellerii (green swordtail), 2944 nucleotides. RefSeq names its product fibroblast growth factor 6-like. Bases 397 to 993 code for a protein of 198 amino acids. The record is from RefSeq and is a predicted model, not a curated record. Lineage: Eukaryota; Metazoa; Chordata; Actinopteri; Cyprinodontiformes; Poeciliidae. The transcript is spliced from 4 exons. Gene Ontology annotation, molecular function: growth factor activity.